AUGACAUGGUUGGUCAUAAUACUCUGCUUCCUGGGAUAUAUUGCAGCCCACAUAGCGGAUAUUUCCGUUCAAAACCAGAGCCUCAUGGAUAACGAGUUACUUCACCUUCUUCUAAAACUGCGAAAGGAGGACUUUUACGAUACAUUGCUUGUCUAUGGAAAGGAUUGUGAAUUUCAUUCCCUGAUUAGAAAUGUAGAUGUUGCCGUAGUGCUGGUGUCUGAUAGCAUGAAUUUUGAUUGGAAUUUCAGCAGCCUUACUCUGAUACUCAGUUGUGGAGAUGACAUAGAAAAUGGAGGACCUUAUAGUACUUCCUUAAAGCUGCAACGGAACAGGAGACUGGUUUUAUUAAAAGAAAAUUUUCAACCAAGUAAUAUUUGCAAUAUAUACACACAAAAGGAGCAGUAUAACAUAGCCUUGGUGAGAGAAAGCUUUUCCAAAUCAAAUGUCAUAUACACUUGUCGCUAUUUUCAAGAUCCUAACGUGGACGAAGUAAAUUUAUCAGGGACGAAGCCAAUCUUUAUAGAACAAUUCCAAAAUAUGAAGGGAAAAGCAAUAAGAAUUGUGCCAGAUCGACUACCACCUCGAGUCAUGCUGUACCAGGAUGCAAAUGACGGUGAACUGAAGAUGAUUGGCUAUGUGGCAAACUUAAUCACUAACUUUGCACAAAAAGUGAAUGCCACCUUGCAGAUAGACUUUUUGAAACCUUCUGCGAGCAUCACAGAGAUAUCAAGAAUGGCUAAGGACGAUGAGCUUGAUAUAGGCAUUACAUUAGAGGUCUCAUUAUAUACAGCAAAUCUUGAGACGGCGAGCUAUCCCUACCUUUUGACAUCUUACUGCCUUAUGGUUCAGGUUCCGGAAAAGUUGCCGUACAAUCUAGUCUUUGCCCUGAUUUUGGAUCCGCUCGUACUGGGAAUAAUCUUUGUGUUGUUCCUCCUGCUAUCUGUCCUGCUAAUAUAUAGCCAGAAAAUGUCAUGGCAUUACCUGAGCUUGGCCAACAUAUUACUUAAUGAUAAGAGCCUGCGAGGUCUCCUGGGCCAAUCCUUUCCCUUUCCUCUGAAUGCUAGUAAAAAACUGAGGCUGAUAUUUACCAUUCUAUGCUUUGCAAGCAUUAUGCUUACAACGAUGUACGAAGCCUAUCUGCAAUCGUUUUUCACGGAUCCCCCAUCUGAACCGCACAUUCGCUCCUUCAAGGACAUUGGUAAGCUUCGUCAUAAGACUAUCAUCACCGAAAUUGAGGUAAACGUGCUGAUAAGGACUAACAAUACACAAUUUCUGGAAAUUCCAAAGAAACACCUAUGUAUCUAUGAGAAUUGGAGGGAUUGUCUUGCGAUGCGUGAUAACUUCAACCUUACCUAUAACUAUUUGGUCACUGAAGACCGUUGGAGCUCCUUUGCAGAACAGCAGAAGCUCUUCAAGAAGCCAUUGUUUUACUACUCGAAUGAUCUCUGCUUCUCGCGCAUGAUCUUCUUGUCAAUUCCCCUACGUAGGCACCUUCCUUAUCGUCAUCUCUUCGAUGAGCACAUGAUGCGACAGCAUGAGUUCGGAUUGGUGAACUACUGGAAGAGCCACAGCUUCUUCGAUAUGGUUAGACUUGGUCUAACGCCUCUCAAGGACCUGAGUCAGCCAGAGAUGUUCAAUCCAAGCCUCCUAAUGGAGGAUAUCUCUUGGAUAAUGAAACUAUAUCUCGUCGCCAUAUCGCUUAGUGUUUUCUGCUUUACGUCGGAAAUAGGAUGGGUAAAGUGGAAGUGCUGGCGGCUUUCGAGAAAUUAA
Drosophila mauritiana is the source of this 1770-nucleotide messenger RNA. RefSeq lists its product as uncharacterized. The transcript has a single exon. The coding region runs from base 1 to 1770 and encodes 589 amino acids. Lineage: Eukaryota; Metazoa; Arthropoda; Insecta; Diptera; Drosophilidae. The record is from RefSeq and is a predicted model, not a curated record.